Molecule: messenger RNA, 3623 nt
Organism: Manduca sexta (tobacco hornworm)
Lineage: Eukaryota; Metazoa; Arthropoda; Insecta; Lepidoptera; Sphingidae
Product: sodium-dependent neutral amino acid transporter B(0)AT3
Exons: 5
Coding region: 251-2425 (724 amino acids)
Biological process (GO): sodium ion transmembrane transport
Cellular component (GO): plasma membrane
Source: RefSeq, a predicted model, not a curated record
CGCGCGCCGCACGCGUCCACCCACCCCAAGGACCUUUGUUAAAAUGUUUCCCAUCAAUUUUGUGUUAAACUGAUUGAAAGUUAACAAAAAUGCCCGCUUUCCAAUCGUUAAUAGUUCGAUUAAGUUCAGUCACAAUCGAAGUGUUCACUAUAACGUGUUAUUUACUGUUCCUCAUAAUGUGCCACGACAAUGAAAACGAAUCGUUUUGAAUAGUUUUCGGAGUAUGACAAUAAAUUAACAAUAAUAAGAAAUGGCGAACACAGCUCAUUUGAUGCGGCGGCAGAGCUCGCGGGAUUUAUACGCGCAGCGCUCCCUGGACCGCAUGGAGAUGAAGGAGCUCAGGGGGCGGCUGGUGACCAUGGAGAACGGCCACCCGUCCCACAGGACCCACGUCAUGUACGGCGCAACUAACGAGGCUUUUGAAGACACAAGCCCCAAUCGCCGUUCCUCGGAGACUCCAACGAGCAAAGGCAGCUCGGGUGAAGAGCGCGGUGCCUUUAAACCUGAAGGAGUAGAAUUAGAACGAGAAUCUUGGGACAGUAAGCUCACAUUCCUCUUAGCAACAGUCGGCUACGCUGUCGGUCUAGGCAACGUUUGGAGAUUCCCGUAUCUAGCACAGAAGAACGGCGGGGGGGCAUUCCUGAUUCCCUAUUUCGUGAUGUUAGCAAUAGAAGGGAUUCCUAUAUUUUAUCUAGAGCUGGCUAUUGGGCAGAGGUUAAGGAAAGGUGCGAUUGGCGUGUGGCACCAAGUAUCCCCGUAUUUAGGUGGGAUUGGGAUCAGCUCAGCAGUGGUGUCGUUCAACGUGGCUCUGUACUACAACUCUAUAAUAGCGUGGUGCUUGUUCUACUUCGCCCAGAGUUUCCAAGCGGAGCUGCCGUGGUCGGAAUGCCCCAAAAAGUAUUUCAGCAACGGCUCUUAUACCACCGAGCCCGAAUGCGCCGUAAGCAGUCCUACUCAGUUCUUCUGGUACCGUACAACCUUGCAGAUAUCUGAAGACAUCAACCAGCCCGAGACGUUUAACUACAAAAUUGCCCUGGCCUUAGUUAUUGCCUGGAUCCUGGUCUACAUGUGUAUGAUCAAAGGCAUCGCGUCCUCUGGGAAGGUCGUUUACGUCACCGCCACGUUUCCUUAUAUCGUCUUGGUAAUUUUCUUCUUCAGAGGAAUCACUUUGAAGGGCAUGAGUGAUGGACUGAUACAUCUCUUCACUCCAAAAUGGCAUACGAUUCUAGACCCAGUGGUCUGGCUAGAAGCCGGCACGCAAAUAUUCUUUUCCCUUGGACUUGCUUUUGGCGGAUUGAUCGCUUUCUCUUCCUACAAUCCUGUGGACAAUAACUGCUACAGAGACGCUAUAAUGGUUUCAAUGACGAAUUGCUUAACGUCCAUGUUUGCUGGCAUCGUGGUGUUUUCAAUCAUCGGGUUUAAAGCCACAAUGGUCUACGAGAAGUGUUUGGAGAUGCGGAAUGAGACCUUGCUGGAAGUCUUUGGGCCAGGGUUUACUUCUUUGGCGCUCCCUGAGGCUGGAGAAUAUGUGAAUGUGGAGAUCAAUGGAAAUUGGACGAAGAUGAUCAUGCCACAUUUGCCGGUGUGUGAUUUGCAGAAGGAAUUGGAUAACACUGCAUCAGGAACAGGCCUGGCUUUCAUAAUCUUCACAGAAGCAAUCAAUCAAUUCCCCGGAGCACAAUUCUGGUCAGUCCUCUUCUUCCUGAUGCUGUUCACGUUGGGAAUAGACUCCCAGUUCGGAACCCUGGAAGGUGUGGUCACAUCCAUUGUGGACAUGAAGCUAUUCCCGAAUCUGAGGAAGGAGUAUUUGACAGGAGGACUGUGUUUGCUCUGCUGUCUCCUGUCGAUGGGGUUCGCUCAUGGCGCUGGGAGUUAUAUCUUCCUGUUGUUCGAUAUGUACAGCGGGAAUUUCCCGUUGUUGAUUAUAGCGUUCUUCGAGUGCGUCGGCAUCGCUUACGUUUAUGGAGUGAAGAGAUUCGCCGACGACAUAGAGCUGAUGACGGGCCAACGUCCAGGAAUCUACUGGCUAAUCUGCUGGAAGUAUCUCUCACCUUUAGCCAUGCUGUCCAUCCUCAUAUCCUCUUUCGUGGAGCUGGCCACAGAAGGAUCUGGGUACGAAGCCUGGAUCAAGUCUGAAGGGGACACCGAGAAGAAACCCUGGCCGAUUUGGGCUGUGCUGCUUGUGAUUGUGUUGGUUCUGGCUUCGGUACUCUGGAUUCCUGGACUUGCUAUAUGCAGAUACUUCGGCAUACCAAUAAUAGAAGAUGAAGAACGCGCUUGGUUCCCAGCUGACGACCUUCGAGAUUUCCACGGCAUCGAGCCCAGGCCUGUCUCCGCAGCGGAGACUCUUCUGUUCUGCACCAGGGCCGACGGCACCGAGGGUUGUUGCUGGCCUGGCUGCUGUGAGACUGAUGACGAAGAGUAGGCGCAAUAAUUACCUACAAUAGACACCGCAUUAACUUCCAUGUUUGAAAAUGGCGGUAUCGAGACACGAUCUGAUUGGAUAUUUUGAAAACGCGGGAAAAUACUCGACUGUGAUUGGUCUAUGCUGUUAUUUGAAAUUUAAAGAGAUGCGGUGUUUGUUGAAGGUUUUUUAACACGUUAAAACACCAUAAAUGUUUAAAACUAAAAUAUAAAUGAAUAAAGUAGGAACGUUAUUGAUGAGUUAAAAUACAUUAAAAUGUAAAGAGUUGGAGAAUGAGUGCAAUAAAGUUAGUUUCAACAUAAAUCACUACCAAAAGUGAAAAAAUAUACGAUCUCUUCAGAAAUAAUGGCAAUGCUAUGCAAAAAUAAACAUUUACUGUGAACGUUUCUACUUUAUGAUUGUCAUUUUUAAUCUGUAUAAUUACGAUUUAAAAAGCCGGAUGUCAGUGUCGCGUUAUAUUUUCGAAGAUAUCUUUUUGUACUUAAAUAUUCGUGCAAAACGUUGCAACCGCUUUUUGUCGUCGAUUGAUGCCAACGACCCAGUUUCUGAAUUCUCAAUGCAAAGGCGAAAAUCGGUUAGAAGUUUUAACGGUAGUUUUGUAGAUAUUUUUGUUGGAUGUGUUGACCAACUAUGUUGCACAUAAAGCAACUAAAUUUCAUGACUUACUGGAAAGACAAUAACUAUAUUAAUUGAUCUCUUAGAAAUUAUAAAAAAAUAUGUCGAUCGUGUUAUUUACAUAACUAAAAAUAUUUUAUAAAAUAAUCGCGUAAAUUAAAGCCUUUUAAAAUAAAAUAAAAACUUUGGAGUUUUAUAAGGAAAAGGUUUAUAUUAAAUUUAUUUUAAUUAACAAAUCUCUUAUUAACUAUUAAAUAUCUUUUUAUAUCUUUAAUAUAUCUAUCGCAUAUCAAAGUGAACGUGAGCGUAAUAUGCUAACAUAUCCCUUAAUAACAUUUUCCGAGGCGCGAGAAAAUAAAGAGACACAAACUAUGCACAAAGCAUUGAAAAAUUAUACAUAUUAUUCUUAAUCAAAGGCAUAAAGUAUACUUAAAAUAAUAAAAAUAUAUUCGAAAAUCGAAGAUGUUAAAAAAACCGUUUACCUGUGUACUUGAAAUGUGACAAUACAAUUAAUAGGAUUAUGAUAAAACUUAUGAAUAUGAAUAUUCUUGCUUGUUUUCAAAUUUUAAAUUUAGAAAUACAU